AUGACGCUCAAAUGCGUGAAUGGGGAGUGUGUGGGAUGGGCAUUCGGGGGCUCAACAGCCAACCGCAGCCGUAGCAAAGGGGGCCAAAAUAAGCAAGGAAGGAGGGAAAUCAAAAAAAAAAAAAGGGAAGUGAGGGGGAAGGGGAGGUUAAUUUUGGAUCUGUGA
Messenger RNA from Trypanosoma brucei brucei TREU927, 165 nucleotides. RefSeq lists its product as hypothetical. The coding region runs from base 1 to 165 and encodes 54 amino acids. The transcript has a single exon. NCBI's taxonomy places the organism in Eukaryota, Euglenozoa, Kinetoplastea, Trypanosomatida, Trypanosomatidae. The record is from RefSeq and is a predicted model, not a curated record.